AUGAUAUCUGGGAUAGGCGAUUUGAAAGAUCGUUUCUCCAUUUUCUGGCCGUUGAAUGAUGAUGAUCCGAAACCUCUCUUUUGGCCACAUCUAACCAGUCUAACCUUGGAGUAUAUACCUAUCACGCCAUGUGGACAAUGGUUGUUUAAACAAGACGACGACGUCGAGCCCGAUUACGAUUCAGACAGUGUUGGCUCCUACUAUGACGAUAUGGAUGACACCGAUCAGGAUUGGGUUCCUCCAGAGGACCGCAAGUUCAGACGAUUCCGAACCAAGUUCGUGCACGAAUUGUUCAAUCAAUAUUAUCUAUCAGCUGGCAAGGCUGCUCUUCGGAUGCCUAAACUAGAAUCGAUGUUAUUGGACGUUUCGAACCGAUCUGAACACCGGUUUUGGUAUCAGGUGGAGAAUGGAGUGGCGAAAGUGACCUGGCUCGGUGAUGAUUACCCUAGAGGGUUUGAACCAAGCGAUGAGGUCUUGCAACUUUGGAAGCAGGUUGCUUUGGAACAUACCGGUCGUGACCUAGUGGUUCAAUUCGGAUUCGAAUUCUGUUGA
Messenger RNA from Penicillium vulpinum, 552 nucleotides. RefSeq lists its product as uncharacterized. The transcript has a single exon. The coding region runs from base 1 to 552 and encodes 183 amino acids. Lineage: Eukaryota; Fungi; Ascomycota; Eurotiomycetes; Eurotiales; Aspergillaceae. The record is from RefSeq and is a predicted model, not a curated record.